AUGAUCAUCAAAAGGAAGGGCGAGAUGCAAGAUAUUGUGAGUGAAUUCAAAUUCAUAGAUACAUAUAGGUUCAUCAACAUCAGCCUUGAUAAGGCAUGUAGAAAUUUGGGAGACAUGAAUUCCUGUUACUGCGCUAAAUGUCAUAGAGACAGAGAGAUAAAGAAUUUUGAUAUUUUACCAAUUGACGAACAGGGGAAUCUGAAAUUGAAAACCAAUUGUUCAAAGUGUCAAAGUAUUUGUUACAAGGACAUUGACUACACUAAAUUUAAAAAUGUAUGCAGAGAAUUCAAACAAGAGGAUUUGCAUUUAGUGCUGAGAAAGGGAAUGUAUCCUUAUGAGUGGGUUGAUUCCUACAGUAAAUUCGAAAAUCAGUUACCCCUCAAAAUCGUAGAUUGGUACUCAACACUGAGUGAUAAAAAUAUAUCGAAAUCCGAUUUAAAACACGCAAUAAAAGUUUAUGAACAUUUUGGUUUUAAGAACUUUGGAGAGUAUCACAAUUUGUACUUGAAACUAGACUCCGUGCUUCUAAAAGAUGUAUUUGAUAAUUACAGAGAAACCUGUUAUAGAAGCCAUGGAUUAGAUCCGGUUUACUUCAUUUCAACCCCUGGUUUAACAGAUGCGGCCUCUUUAAAAUGCACAGGACAGUCAUUGGAGUUACUAACGUCUCAAAAAACGUAUGAGAUUUUUGAAAAGGGGAAAAGAGGAGGAAUUUCAAUGAUUCCGCACAGGCAUGCAGUAGCAAAUAAUCGGUACUUUUAUGAUUCAAUUACUGAAAAAGUAAGCAAAUUGAGUGAACAAGAAGCUCAAGAAAAAGGUAUUUGGGAUAGUACAAAGCCCACAAGCUACAUAAUGUACUUAGAUGCAAAUAAUUUGUACGGUUGGGGAUUAAGUCAAAAAUUACCAGUAGGAAAUUUUAUAAAUUAUGAAGAGAAUUUAGAAAAGCCCAAAGAAGAGCAAGUUGAAAACAUAAUUCCCUUAGACACUUUCACCAAGGAAUACAUUUUGGAACUAAGUGAUGACAGUGAUGUAGGAUACACCUUUAUGUGCGAUUUGCAAAUUCCAGAAGAGUUAUAUCCGUAUUUUGAAAAUUAUCCAAUGUUGCCGGAUCACUACAUGGCAAAAGAAGAGGAACUCUCACCUUACCAAAAAAAGCUAAUUGAAAAGGAAGUUGGGUCUCAACCCAAAGUAGCUAAAUUAAUGAAUACUAUGUAUGAUAAAGAAGAUUAUAUAAUCGAUUACAGAUUGUUGAAAGAAUGCUUGAGGCAGGGCAUUGUAUUGAAACAAGUGAAAAACUAUAUUCAAUUUGAACAGAAAGCCUGGUUGAAGCCAUACAUUGAAAAAAAUACUAAACUGAGACAAGGGGCGAGAAAUGAUUUCGAAAAAGACCAGCCAAAAUCGAUGAUUAAUUGCGCGUACGGAAAACAGAUGGAAAACGUGAGGGCAUGGUCUGAUGUGAAAUUAAUCGAUUCUCUUGAAAAGAGGAACAAGUAUAGAGAUUUUGAGUCGCGAACAAUCAUAGACAAAGACCAUGUUUUAUUAUAUAGGAAAAAACCGACGGUUUUUCUUAACAAACCGAUCUAUGGAGGAUUUGUUGUUUUAGAGCUAUCUAAAUUAUUGAUGUACAAUUUUUGGUACAAUGUUCUAAAAAAGAGAUAUGGGUCAAAAAUUAGAUUGCUGGCGACAGACACAGACUCGCUAAUUGUUUUCAUAGAGACUGAGGAUGUGUAUGAGGAUAUAAAAGAGUCAAUUGAGUAUUAUGAUACUUCGGACUAUAAGCUUGAAGGAAUGCCAUGUAAGAACAAGAAAGUUCCCGGGGUAUUCAAAGACGAAUACUUGGGUAUUCCGAUUAGAGAGUUUGUUGGAUUACGAUCAAAGAUGUAUGCUCUUCGCACAGACGCGAACGAAAAGAAAGUGGGUAAAGGAAUAAAUAAGUCUAACCUAGAAAAAAAGAGAUUCUUGGAAUACAAGGAUGUUCUAUUUAAUGAAAAACUCACAAAAGAGACAAUUCAUAACAUAGUCUCUGAUAGGUUACAGUUAUACACUUCUGAGAACGUAAAAGUUGGUCUGUCCCCUUAUGAUGAUAAAAGGUACCUCGUUGACAGUAUCAAUACCUUACCAUUUGGAUACUGCAAAAGUGCUGUUUAA
This is a messenger RNA of Bemisia tabaci, 2145 nucleotides long. The record is from RefSeq and is a predicted model, not a curated record. Lineage: Eukaryota; Metazoa; Arthropoda; Insecta; Hemiptera; Aleyrodidae.